Messenger RNA from Rosa chinensis, 2102 nucleotides. Its product is annotated as F-box/kelch-repeat protein At3g06240. NCBI's taxonomy places the organism in Eukaryota, Viridiplantae, Streptophyta, Magnoliopsida, Rosales, Rosaceae. The transcript has 2 exons. Gene Ontology annotation, molecular function: protein binding. Bases 293 to 1717 code for a protein of 474 amino acids. The record is from RefSeq and is a predicted model, not a curated record.
GAAAGAGAUCAUAAAUCCAGCCCACACGAUAAGGGGAAGGCCCUAGUAAGUUUCCAAAGUUUCCAACACUCGAACGGUAGCAGCCAACAAACCCUCACUCAGAGCAACCUGAAGACGCAAAAGGGGAAAGGAGCAAGACCACAAACGCUACCGGAAAUCUCACUCCGGCUACGGUUCCGGUGAACGCUGGGGCGACCGAAUUUGUAAUUUUCGAUACUUAAAAUAGUUUAGCAGCAGUUUUGUACAAUCUAGGGUUUCUUUCAGUCAAUUUGGGCGCGAGAGAGUCAUUACAAUGGGGGAGGUCGAUGUCGUGCUUAAGCGAGCUCAUACCAACUUGGGCGACUAUGAGGAAGGUGUGAUUGCGGAUAUCCUCGCAAGGCUACCGGUCAAAUCCUUGAUUCGAUUCCGGUGCGUCUGCAAGUCGUGGCGUGCUUUGAUCUCCGAUUCCUAUUUUGUAAAGAAACACCUCAGCUACGGAGAGAGAGGCAUUACCGAGCGCACUCACAGGCUCAUCAUUUUCAUGUUGGAUGAUGUCUCGCCGUUGGAAAUCCUAGCCUUGGAAAAUACGAAGGAUGAUGAUGAUGGCGAUGGCGCUGCGGGUGGUCAGUUUGCAGUCACUCAGCUGGAUUGUCCGGUAACAAAAACUAUCACUUAUUCCCGUCAUAGAAUUCUUGUUGGUUCUUGCAAUGGCUUGGUAUGCGUAGAACUUGACUUGGGGGCCAUUAUGUUAUGGAACCCUAGUACUAGAGACUCCAAGGUUUUACCAAAACCUCCUCGAGUUAUAAACUCCAAGUUUAGCUACUGCUUUUAUGGAUUCGGAUAUGAUUCUGCUAGUGACGACUACAAGGUGAUACGGGGGUUCACUGAUUUUGCUAAGAAAAUCAUGAUUCACAUCUUUUCACUGAAAACAGGUUCAUGGAGGACUGUCGAAGACAUUGAUUAUGUUGGAUUUAUAAUGGGGAAGGGGUUGUUCUUAAAUGGAGCUCUGCAUUGGUUAUAUUGUCUACCUGAAGGGGGCUCAAGAAUUUUGUCUUUUGAUUUAGGGGCGGAGAAAUUUCAGAAGACGAUUCCAUUACCCUAUGAUGACUGGUUUCGUGAUCCCUUGAUUCAUAAAAAUUGUCUCUGUGUACUUACUUGCCCAACUGGGACCAACAAUUUCAACAUAUGGAUGAUGAAAGAAUAUGGGGUCAAGGAAUCAUGGACUGAAGUCUUACAAUUUUCUUUGUUUGACGAGAAGAUUUAUGCUGGGUAUUUUGAUGAUAAUACAAAAUAUUUCAGGCCUGUGUGCAUGUUAGAGAAUGGUGUAGUUUUGAUUGACGAGAUGGGUAUGUGUGAAGACCUCUUGGUAUUAUCUAAUCUAAAGGAGAAGACAUUCAAGCAUGUUGUUGAGGUCGCGACGAGCUUGGACAUUAGAACGGUCAUUUACCGAGAGACAUUAGUUUCGCCAGAUGUCCACACAUACAAAACCAACAAUGUGAGUCUUCUUUAUCCACUAACUGUUAGAAUUUUAGUAGUGUGGUUACCCUGUCAUACAUUUGGCAAAGUUUGCUUUUGGGUUUUACUAUUUUGUAACGUAUCCACUUUCUUCAGUUUUCAUCCAUAUCGGGUGCAACUUUUCUCCACGGUAAUUUUAUUGGAAAACCAAGUUAAGCAUGACAUGUCACCAUAUUUGAUUCAAACGCAUAAAUAUGGAGAAUCUGAUUUGCCAAAUCUUUAAUAGAUGGCACAGCUACAAGUAUCAAUUAUGUUAUUCUUUGUAUGCCGUGCAUUCGUGCAAGUGUUGUUAAAAGGAGAGAAUUCACUGUUUUACUUCAGAAAGUUAUGUGUGAGACUGAGUUUUACCUCUUUUAGUACCUUUUCUGUUUAAAUACUGUUAUAAGUUUUGUCACAGUUUAGCCAUGUACGUGGCAGACUCCAGGUUCCAGCAUUAUGUCCAGUGACUAACACACUAGACUAAUGAUCUGUUUUCCAUUUUAUUCCAAUUAUACUAUCAUUUCUUGAAUUCCUUUUUCAUUUGAAUGUUAUUGGGUUAUUAGAUUCAGAGGACAUAUGUUAUUUUACUGCUUUCCAUUGUGAAUGAGUGAAAUGCUUGUAAUUCAACU